Molecule: messenger RNA, 2029 nt
Organism: Bicyclus anynana (squinting bush brown)
Lineage: Eukaryota; Metazoa; Arthropoda; Insecta; Lepidoptera; Nymphalidae
Gene: NGR-A13
Product: G-protein coupled receptor dmsr-1-like
Exons: 7
Coding region: 273-1394 (373 amino acids)
Biological process (GO): G protein-coupled receptor signaling pathway
Cellular component (GO): membrane
Molecular function (GO): G protein-coupled peptide receptor activity
Source: RefSeq, a predicted model, not a curated record
UGCCGACUACGUCGCACGUAAACGCGUUUUUCCCGCGUUUUCCACUGAAAUACGAGUAAAAGUGAUACCGACGCUCGCUUAGCGAUUAAGGAAUACAUUGACCGAUUCAUCUGAUAUGAUAGAGUUGCAGAUGGAUUUUUAAAUACAGAUUUCCACGAUGAAAAUGAAAUACAUUUUCAGUUUAGAAGAAGAUCAAAGAAGACAGCUAACAUUACAACACCAAUGACUAAAGGUAAAUGUAAAGGUCAGUGCACAGAGGGAAGAGACCGAGCAUGUCGAACGUGACAGACGCAAAUUGCGUCCCCGGCGCUACAAACUUUAACAAAGCAUAUAGCCGGCUACACGGAUACAUAGCUAUAGUGAUAUGUAUAAUCGGAUCCGCAACAAACUCGAUAAACAUCGCCGUACUCAGCCGCCGAGAAAUGGUCAGCUCCACAAAUUCAAUUCUCACAGGCCUAGCCGUUGCGGACCUUUUAGUCAUGUUGGAAUACAUACCGUACGCUUUGCAUAUGAACAUUAAAAUUGGGCCACAAGUGAACAAGAACACGUACGCCUGGGCGGUCUUCGUUUACUUCCAUUCCAUUUUCAGUCAGACGUUCCACACGAUAUCGAUAUGGUUAGCCGUGACAUUGGCCGUAUGGAGAUACAUUGCUAUUGCGUUCCCCCAGAGAAAUCGUACGUGGUGUAGCAAGAAGAACACUACAUUAGCAAUAGUGAGCGCCUAUGUGAUAUGCCCGUUUCUAUGUCUGCCGAUAUAUUUCGCGAUGAAUAUAGUGCAAAACGAAGUGACUCCACACAACAAUUCUGAGUUCGCUGAGGACUUGUCACUACCUCACAAUCGGACGGUGUACGUUUUAGAGAUGUCUAAAAAUAAAGAAUUAGUGACUGCAAUAAUGUGGAUUUAUAGUGUUAUUUUGAAACUAGUGCCAAGUAUAGCAUUGUCAGUGUUAAGCACGUGCUUAAUAUCAAAACUAACUACGACUGAACAGAGAAGGCAGAAGUUGCUCAAGCGUUCCAUAGUGGGACCCAAUGAGCCCGAGAAACAAUGCUUGGCCGAGGAGGCUUCAGCUAGACGGACCAGUCGGACGGAUCGGACGACGCGAAUGCUGCUAGCCGUCCUCGGACUCUUCCUUUCCACGGAAGUUCCACAAGGCCUUUUGGGCCUUGCAAGCGCGUUAGCACCAGACUUCUUUAAAAACUGCUACAGCAUGUUCGGUGAUCUGAUGGAUGUCUUAGCACUGUUCACAUCAUCAGUGAACUUCGUGUUGUACUGCAGCAUGAGCCGGCAGUUCCGUUGCACCUUCGCCCGCCUCGCGCGUAGGAUGAUCUACGCGACUGAAGAACCUGCAAAAUUUGGUACAAAACUUGAACCUACAACUCAGUACGGGAGCUAGAGCGUCGUCGUCAGAACUACGACAUCAGGUCACCGGCCCCCUAUAGCGACAGAUUCCCGCCCUCAUCAGGGUGGUGGAGGAGAGUGUUAUAUAGAUUUGAACAGGAUAUUCCAACCUGUUUAAGUCACCAUAAUUUAGGUAAGAUUAGAACUCUUGUUACCAUUUAAUGAAAUUAUAGUAAAUUCUAUGUCAUGUAAUGUUUUUAGUAAAUUGUAAACUUUAAUAAUGUAAAUUAAAUUUUGUAAAAAAAUAUCUAUCUUAAGUGUGAAUAGUGUAAAUAUUGUAGUAGAUAGAGAAAUAAAUCUUUUAUCUAGUCUUCGCGUCUUCUGAGCCCAGGCGCAAAUACUAGCUUAGAUGUAUGGCCUUAUUAAUUUUGUGGAUUUUAGAAUUAUAACGUCUCUAAACCUACGCUUAGGGUCCAAAAAGUGUAUCAAAGUCCUAUGAAUUCUGUACAUAUUGCGUGUUAUAAAUUCUGUGUUGUGACUAUCUAAUAUAUUUCUCUCAUAUAGUUUUUAUUGUUUAAAUACAUGACAUUACAUCGAUUAAUUUACAAUUUUGUAUAUUUACAAUUUUUUAUAUUUUACAUUGUAUUGUGUAUUGUCUCAUUUUAAAGCUAAUAUAAAUAAAUGUAUUAA